AUGGCGGACGUCGUGGGCGGGCUGGCGGUGGCUGUGCUGCAGGGCCUCAAGGCCGCGGCGCUGGAGCCCCGCCUGCUGAGGACGCUGCUGAUUGCGGGGGCGCCGCUGCGCCUGGCGGUGGCCGCCAACGUGUGGGCUGGGCGCUCCAUCAGGAGCCUGGCCGCCGAGAUUGUGCGGCGCCUGCUGGAGCUGUCGGGGUGGCUGUUUGGGCGGGUGGACGCGCGCCGCCUGCGCGCCUUUGAGCGCGCCUACUUCCGUGUGCGGCGCUGGCAUGUGGCGCUGGCCACCGCCGUGGCGGCCAAGGCGGUGCAAUGGGCGGUGCGGCAGUGGGUGGAGGCGGCCAGCGGGGCCCGCGCGCGGCGCAAGGCCUUGCAGCGGCGCAUGCAGGAGGCCGAGGGGUACGAGGAGUGGGCGGUGGCGGCACAGGAGCUGGAGGCGCUGCGCGGCAUGGGCGCCAAGUCGAGGCGGCUGCUGGAGGAGAGGCUCUACGACCGCCGCCUGCUGCAGGAGCGGCUGGCCUACCUGCGGCGCGUGCGACAGGCGGGUGAUGUGCAGGAGGUUAUGUUUGCGGUGCGGGCUGACCUCAUACGCAACCUGGGCAACAUGACCAACAGCGAGCUGCACCGGCACUUCCCGGCGGUGCCCGACCUCAUCCGGCAGUACAUCCAGCAGGUGCAGGCAGACCUGCAGUACAUCACCGCCUCGGCAGGUGGGCUCACGCAUGUGGGCACGCUGCAGGACCACGUUGUACUGCAGGAGCGGCUGCGCCGCGUGCUGGGCGACCUCACCUUUGCAGAGGGGUACCAGCGCAGCGGCCGCAUCCUCAACGUCUCCGUGUCUGCCGCCGACACGAGCGAGCCUCCCCGCCUCCUCAACUACCUCACAGCCCCCAACGUCCUCAUCUGGUCUGCAGUAGCCUGCUCCUCAGCCUUCCCCUUCCUGUACGCCCCCCAGCAGCUGCUGGCACGCGACAGCCACGGCGCGGUGGUCGACUUCAACGCCCAGGAGGCGGGCGAGAUGCAGCGGCGGUGGCGGGACGGCAGCCUGGAGGAAGACCUGCCCAUGCGGGGGCUGUCGGAGAUGUUCAACGUCAACUACUUUGUUGUGUCGCAGGCAAACCCUUACGUCCUGCCCCUCAUAGCGCUCAAGCGCCUGGCGCCGCACAGGCUGGGCAACCUGGUGGAGGGGGAGUUCAAGCACAGGUGGUGCAGGGCGCACUGUGCCAAGAGCGUGAUCAACCUCAGCAAAGCCGACCUGCUGGUGGCGCUGAACGAGGGCAGGCGCGCCACCUGGGGCAAGCUGUCGGCCAUACAGGCCAACUGCGCCAUAGAGGCCACCAUCGACGAGUGCCUGCGCCAGGUCACCGCCUUUGCCAACGCCCAGCGGCGGCGCGCCGCGCGGCGCAGCUCCCGCGCCGCCGCCGCCGCGGCGGCGGCCAACGGCGGCGCCGCCGGCGGCGGCGCGGCCGCGGGCGAGGCCGCGCUGCGCCGCGGCAUCCCCUCCUGGCUCCACAUGCCCUCCCUGGGCAUCCCCCGCAUCGACUCCCGGGACAUGGGCCUGCUCACCCCCACCGCCUCCCGCUCGGGCCUGGCGCCCUCCUCUUCAGACUACUUUGACCAGGCAGCCCCAGACCUAUCCCUGGCGCGCAGCCCCCGCGCCUCGGGCUCCUCCUCCGCGCUGCACCUGUCUGUGCAGGAGCAGCUGACGGAGACGAUGGUACCCGAGGAUGCGGAGCGAGAGGAGGAGCAGGUGGCGGCGGCGGCGGCUGAGGCGGCGGCCGAGGCGGCCGCGCGCGACGGCGCGCCCGGCGACGCGGCGGCGCCAGCGCCCGCGGCGCUGGCGACUGCCGCAAGCGAGGCGGAGGAGGUGCUGGAUGUGCUGCCGCUGCCCAUGCUGGAGAGCGGGCGGGAGCUGUGGCGCGACUUCUUCCUGCUCACCCCCGCUACCAGCGCCGCGCCCACCACCAGCCUGGAUUUCAUCGCGCCCUGA
Messenger RNA from Chlorella variabilis, 1989 nucleotides. RefSeq lists its product as hypothetical. The transcript has 16 exons. The record is from RefSeq and is a predicted model, not a curated record. Bases 1 to 1989 code for a protein of 662 amino acids. Gene Ontology annotation, biological process: lipid metabolic process. Gene Ontology annotation, molecular function: triacylglycerol lipase activity. NCBI's taxonomy places the organism in Eukaryota, Viridiplantae, Chlorophyta, Trebouxiophyceae, Chlorellales, Chlorellaceae.